This is a messenger RNA of Hyaloscypha bicolor E, 2980 nucleotides long. RefSeq lists its product as uncharacterized. NCBI's taxonomy places the organism in Eukaryota, Fungi, Ascomycota, Leotiomycetes, Helotiales, Hyaloscyphaceae. The transcript is spliced from 7 exons. Gene Ontology annotation, cellular component: nucleus. Gene Ontology annotation, molecular function: RNA binding. The record is from RefSeq and is a predicted model, not a curated record. The coding region runs from base 424 to 2568 and encodes 714 amino acids.
ACGUGAUCGAUGAGUAAUUCUCUGCCUAGCUUGCAGUCACAAAACGCCUCCUCAUCUUCGGCUUUGUCCAACCUCCUCUUCCCUCCACAUCUAAACCACAACCUUCUGGAAACCAUCAGAACUACAGCAGCUAAUCAAGAACUUUCGCAGCCGUAGCUCCUGCUACUUCUGCUACCUGCCAACGCCUCGAAACUUUGGCUAGUGACACUCCAGCUCUAGAGCCAUCGUGCCCGGUCGCACGUCGUAUCGUAAUCGCGCAUAGACCACCUACCUUCACUUUUAUUCACCAUUAUCGUAGCUUCGCUUCUGUUGGUCGAGAAAGUGAAGAGCAGAGCGUAGCAGUAGACGCAAGAUCUCUCAUCUGCUCCACUCCACAUUUGAUUGCAUGAACUGAGCUAUCGCCGCAAUCUUGUUUCUCCCGUCAUGUCUUCCGCAGUAGCAGAACUAGAAGCUGGCUUGCAAGCCAUGCUGUCGUUGAAGCCUCCAGGAGUGUCGGGUUCUCGAAUCCAAAGUAUCACAGCGCUCUGCACCGCAAACGUUCAGUCCGAAUCGGUACUCAUCCAGAAGCUGUACACUCAUUUCAAGAAAGCCCCCGGAACCCACAAACUUGGCGUGCUAUACGUCGUAGACUCUGUGACGAGAAAGUGGACAGAACAAGCUAAGAGUGCUGGACAGCCUAUAAACAGUUCUGCCCAGGAUGGAACCUAUGCUGCUGGUGUUCAUAGAGUAAAGGAACUGCUUCCCGUCCUGAUGAACGAUAUUAUUUUGUCUGCCCCCGGUGAUCAAAAGGAAAAAAUCAGAAAGCUCGUUGAUAUCUGGGAGAAAGGCCAAACAUUCCCCUUGCAAAUGCUCACUACAUUCAAGGAGAAAUUGAACGUCCCACCGCAAAAUCAAUCAACUACCCCUCCGGGAAGUCCUCCCGCAGAUCUUCAAAAAACUCUUGGACUCCAACAGAUGCCUGUAUCAAAUCCAGCCCCAGCUGCCCGUAACACCUCCUCGAUCUUGGAGGCUCUUGCCAACAUGGCUCGACAAAACAACACUGCUCCCCCAGCGAAUCCCACCCCCCCAAAGGAUAGUCAAUACAAUGUAUCAAAUUCGCAGAGUAAUCCUGCUCUUUCAGCCUUCAAUCAGGGCAUUCCGUUUCCAGCAAUUCCACCGCCUGUAAACGUGCCAGCCGCAGCGGCCACCUUUGCUUCUCAAGGAAUGAGUAAUGGUGCUCAGAACUUUGCCAGUAAUCAAACAAAUCCUUUCGCAAUUGCUCCGCCGAUAGCCCCGCCUUCUGCUCUCGAUCCAAAUGUCCAACAGCAGUUGAUGUUGAUAAAGGCAUUGUCAGACCAAGGCUUUACUCCUGACAAGAUUGCUGGUAUUAUUGCUGUUAUGGGUAAUCAAGCACCUCCAAUGAUGAGUGCAGGAACACUCCCACCGCCACCUCCGCAAUUCACGGCCCAGAAUUCAAGCCCAAAUGCUCAGAAUGGUUGGGGUGCGAGACCAGAAGAAUCACGUGACCGCAAUGGAACUGGAAAUGGCUACCACGAGGCUGCGAGAUCACCCCCUGGUCGGUACCGCCGUCGUUCGCGAUCUCGCUCGCCUCCUCCUGCAUGGAACACUCGCGACUCUCCUGCUUCACGUCGUCGAGACGAGCCCAACUAUGAAUAUGGCCGAGACUCGCCGGGCCGAAGCCGGGGUGAUGAUCGCGGCCGUGGCCGAGGACGUGGUAAUGACUAUCGGCAACGCAGUCCUCCCCGCCGUGGUCGUAGCCCAUCUCCUCCAACAAGGCCCAAUGGUGCUGCUAGCAAAUGGAUAGGUCAUGACCCUACCAUCCCCAAAGGAAGUAUUAAAGUGCUCAGCCGAACUCUCUUCGUUGGUGGUGUCACGUCCUCUGAACAAGAACUGAGAAAUGUCUUCGAGCGCUUUGGCAAGGUGCAGACUUGCAUUGUCAACAAGGACAAGCGCCAUGCCUUUGUCAAGAUGAUUAGCCGCGCCGAUGCUGUUGCUGCAAAGGAAGCAAUGGAGAAGAAUAGAACUCCGGACUCUCCGUUGAGGACGCGAUGGGGUGUAGGAUUUGGCCCUCGUGAUUGCAGUGACUACCAGACUGGCGUCAGCGUGAUCCCAACUAGCAAGCUCACUGAUGCUGAUCGCAAGUGGAUGCUGACUGCUGAGUAUGGCGGCAGCGGUGGAAAGCCCAUUGAAUCUGGCAUGGUCGUUGAAGAGCCAGAUAUCGAAAUCGGUCAAGGUGUCUCUUCAAAGGCAAUCAGUCGUCGGAUGCAAACUGACAAGGGUGGCAAUAACGGCCCCAAGUCAAGUCGGGAACGCGAUGAGGAGGAGACUGAUCGUCACCGUCGAGGAGGCAAUCAGAAUAAUCGACGAGACGAUGACCGCCGUGAAGAAGACCACAAGGAUAGACCUCAAGCACCUCCUUCAAUGCCCCCAGUUCCUGCCUUCGGGAUGCAGAACCCUUUCCCAUUUCCUUUCCCGAAUGGUAUGCCCAUUAUGCCUCCUGGCUUCACCUUCCCGGGUCAGACAGCAGCACAACCAGCACACCGUCCUCCACCCGGACAUCGCAGCUGAAUCUCUGCAAAUCUAAUCAUUCAACCUUCACAAGAGUCUACUUGACCAGAGACAUCCGGAGCUACAGCAAUUCCUUUCCUCUCGUUCGUCAUUCCCUGCAUAGCAAUGGUGUUGGCGUUAAAAUACCUUAUGGGAUGCAUAUGGCUUGGGCGAGAAUCUUGGCGGAUCUGGAGCAUGCAGAAUGAAUCAUCAUCUGUCUCAUCGAUGCUGCUCGUAAUUUGAGCCAGCAUGCUUCACUGUAUAUCAGCAAAAAUCGUCAGUCGCGGGUCUUUACGGCACGAGAGACACGACUUCGGAGUUCCAACUCCAAAUCCCUCUCGCUGUUCUGAGACUGACGUCUACAUAGCCUUUCCUAAUGAAAAUGACCAUAAAAUGACUCUUCACCUUGCAUUUGAUGUGACCCGAAGAAUUG